UUCCCUAUUCUCACUCUGAAGUAAUUAAGUUAUGCUUACUUGAAGCCGCAAAUACGCUUUUCGAAACCAAAACAGAAGUAUCUGAAACUUUCAAAAAGUUCCUUUGUCGCGCCACACGAUAACUAAAAAAAUUGAGUCUUGUUCAAAAUUAGUCCGAGAAAACAUUUUGCGUGAUCUGUUGAAAGCAAAAUUCUUUUCACUUGCAAUUGAUGAAUCAACUGAUAUUUCAGAUAUUUCGCAAAUGGCAGUUUAUGUUCGGUAUCUUUGGAACAAUGAAUUUAAAGAAGAACUUUUAACAUUAUUGCCACUUCACGAUCGCACAACCGGUGAAAUACUAUUCACAAAUUUUCAAAAGUUCAUGGAGUCUAACAAUCUUUCGUUUGAUAAUAUUCUUUCGAUAACAACUGAUAGUGCACCGGCUAUGACUGGUAAAGUUAAUGGUUUUGUUACACUCACGAAAAAUCGAAAUUCUAAAAUUAUUGCAUUGCAUUGCAUAAUUCAUCAAGCUGUUCUGUGCUCAAAGCUUUCUGACAAUCUUAAGAAUGUCAUGACAGUAGUAAUGAAAAUAGUUAAUUAUCUGCGCUCGCAUUCGGCUCUACAACACCGUUUACUAAGAGCAUUUUUGCAAGAAUGUGAAAGCGAAUACAUAGAGUUGCUUGUUCACAAUGAUGUUCGCUGUCUAAGUAAAGGCAAUGUAUUGAACAGAUUGAUAUGCUUACUACCAGAAAUUCGCAGUUUUCUUGAGUCCAGAAAUACUAAGACUGCUAAUGAGUAUUUCCAAUUUUUGAGUAACAUAGAGAACGUUAGCAAAAUUUGUUUUUUGGGCGAUGUGUUUUCCCAUUUUAAUGAACUCAACAAAUAUUUGCAAGGCAAAAAUAAAGUUCUCUGUGAUAUGUGGGAAAUAAUAAAAGCAUUCCAGCGGAAAUUGCAGUUGUUCGAAAACGAUCUGAAUUCAAAGGAACUACUUCACUUUCCUUCAUUGAAAGUUCAUAUUGAAGGAAAUCCUGAUGAAGACAUUGGCAUGGACAUCUUUGUCAAGUUUUUACAAGAAGUGCAGAUCGAAUUUUCUUCGCGGUUUUCAGAAUUUAGCCAAAUCUCUAAUUUGCUCACUGCUUUAAAGAAUCCAUUUUCUGUGGAACCCAACGGUAACUGGGUUACACAAGCUAUGCAUCUUUUUGGUGGUUACGUUGAUAAAGCUAGGCUUCAGCUGGAAAUUAUUGAGUUGCAAGAAAACAGUGUAUUGAAAGAAAGCUAUCAAGCAUCACAGAUAAUCAAGUUUUGGACUGAUAUUUUACCCAAUGAAACUUACCCUAAUUUACGAAAGAUAGGUUCUUUUGUUUUGACAAUGUUUGGAUCCACUUAUGUUUGCGAAGCUACAUUCUCAAAAAUGAAUUACGUGAAAAACAAGUUUCGAAAUCGUCUAACUGACCACCAUCUUGAGGAUUGUUUGAUUGCUGCUACUACUAGCUACAACCUUGAGUUUACAAAGUUGGCCAAGGCAGCAAAUCGCAAUUCUCACAUUAGUGUUAUUUAUGGUAUUAGUAUGCAUGGUAUUAGUUAUUAGUUUUUAGUAUGGUAUUAGUUAUUAGUUAUAUUAUUAUUUUAUGGUAGUCAUAGAUCAUUUUUUGUCGCUUCAAGAUAGUCAUAGAUCAUUUUUUGAAAGGUACUAGUUCAAAAAACUAUUCAGAGUUUCCAAAGAUAAAAUAACGUUGAAAGACAAUAACAGAUAGUUAAUAUAAAAAAACGAAAAAUAAAAAAAACAAAA
Ooceraea biroi (clonal raider ant) is the source of this 1765-nucleotide messenger RNA. Its product is annotated as general transcription factor II-I repeat domain-containing protein 2A. The record is from RefSeq and is a predicted model, not a curated record. Gene Ontology annotation, molecular function: protein dimerization activity. Lineage: Eukaryota; Metazoa; Arthropoda; Insecta; Hymenoptera; Formicidae.